AUGGAGGGAAUCUUGGACUUUGACAAGGACCUUGACAUCGGUCUCUUGGACAAUGUCGUAGCCGCCAUGUACACUGGUGCCGGUCAGCAGCAGAGGAUGGCGCAGCAGACGCUUGCUCAGUUUCAAGAACACCCUGAUGCCUGGCAGCGUGUGCCCGUCAUUCUUCAGCAGAGCUCUUCGCCGCAGACCAAAUACAUUUCCUUGCAGAUUCUCGAUAAGCUCAUCUCGACACGGUGGAAGGUGCUCCCCGAGGACCAGCAGCAGGGCAUCCGCAACUUUAUCGUCGAGAUGAUCAUCCAGCAUUCGUCCGACGAGGCCAACCUCAAGCGAGAACGCACUUAUCUCGGCAAGCUCAACACUACCCUUAUCCAGAUUCUCAAACAGGAGUGGCCCCACAACUGGCCCUCGUUUAUCCCCGAGAUCGUCUCCUCUUCCAAGGGCUCCCUCUCCAUCUGCGAAAACAACAUGGCCAUCCUUCGCCUGCUCUCUGAAGAAAUUUUUGACUACUCGGCAGAACAGAUGACCAUCUCCAAGACCAAAUCGCUCAAGAACCAGAUGUGCGGCGAAUUCGGCGAAGUCUUCCAGCUCUGCUCCGAGGUGCUCGAAAAGGCGCAGAAGCCUAGCCUCAUCAAGGCCACCCUCGAGACCAUGCUGCGCUUCCUCAACUGGAUCCCACUUGGCUACAUCUUUGAGACCAACGUCAUCGACAAUCUCAUUGGCCGCUUCCUUGAAGUCGCCGAGUUCCGCAACGUCACGCUCAAGUGUCUCUCCGAGAUCGCCAACCUCAAUGUCGGCGCAGAGUACGACCCCAAGUUUGUCGUUCUCUUUAACAUGGUCAUGACUUCGGUCAACCGCAUGAUCCCGCCCGCCACCAACAUUGCAGCCGCCUACGAGACCAGCGCCGACUCGGAACAGGAGCUUGUGCUCAAUCUCGCGCUUUUCCUCUGCAACUUCCUGACUGCCCACCUCAGAUUAGUCGAAAACCCAGAGAACAAGGACGUUCUUCUCAACGCCCACAUGUAUCUCAUCAAGGUAUCGCAGGUGCCCGAGCGUGAAGUCUUCAAGAUCUGUCUCGAAUACUGGUCCAAGCUCGUCAGCGAGCUCUACGAGGAACAGCAGUCGCAGCCCAUCGCCGAGAUGAACCCGCUUCUCGGUCUGAAUCUCGGCAACGGCGUCUCCAACGCAAGCUCGGCCAAUCUGCGCAAAAACAUCUACGCAGACAUCCUCUCCAACUUGAGGCUCGUCAUGAUCGAGCGCAUGGUCAAGCCCGAGGAGGUGCUCAUCGUCGAAAACGACGAGGGCGAGAUCGUCCGCGAGUUUAUGAAGGAGAGCGACACCAUUGUACUGUACAAGAGCAUGCGCGAGGUGCUCGUCUACCUCACCCAUCUUGACGUGCUCGAUACCGAAAACAUCAUGACUGAAAAGCUUGCUAAGCAGGUCGAUGGCUCCGAAUGGUCGUGGGCCAACCUCAACACGCUCUGCUGGGCCAUCGGUUCCAUCUCGGGCGCCAUGAACGAAGAGACCGAGAAGCGCUUCCUCGUUACCGUCAUCAAGGACCUCCUCGGGCUCUGCGAGAUGAAGCGAGGCAAGGACAACAAGGCUGUCGUCGCUUCCAACAUCAUGUACAUUGUCGGCCAGUAUCCGCGCUUCCUCAAGGCACACUGGAAGUUCCUCAAGACUGUGGUCAACAAGAACUUUGAGUUUAUGCACGAGAGCCAUGAAGGUGUCCAGGACAUGGCAUGCGAUACUUACAUCAAGAUCGCACAAAAGUGUCGUCGCCACUUUGUCAUCCAACAGGCGGGCGAGCAGGAGCCCUUUAUCGACGAGAUCUUGCGCAACUUGCACCGCAUCACGCUGGACCUCUCGCCGUUGCAGGUACACACCUUCUACGAGGCGGUCGGCUACAUGAUCGCGGCACAGCCCAACCGUCCCACGCAGGAGCGUCUUAUCGCCAAGCUAAUGGAGCUGCCCAACAGCGCAUGGGACAACCUUAUGCAGCAGGCGCACAACAACGUCGAUGUGCUCAGCAGUCCCGAGAACAUCAAGAUUCUGUCCAAUGUGCUCAAGACCAACGUCUCUGCCUGCGUCUCCAUAGGCACCUUCUUCCUACCCCAAAUUGGCCGCAUCUACCUCGACAUGCUUGCACUCUACCGCAGCGUCAGUGGCAUCAUCAGCGCCAAGGUCGAAGCUGAAGGCCUGAUCGCUACCAAGACACCCAUGGUACGUGGCCUGCGCACCAUCAAAAAGGAGAUUCUGCGCCUUGUCGAGACAUACGUCAAGCGUGCCGAGGACCUCGAAUCGGUCAACACGAAUCUGAUCCCAUCCUUGCUCGAUGCCAUCCUCGGCGACUACAACCACAACGUACCUGCUGCACGAGACGCCGAGGUGCUCAACGUCAUGGCCACCAUCACGUCGCGCCUGCAAGGCUUGUUGACGGACAAGAUUGCACCCAUCCUCGAUGCUGUGUUUGAGCCCACGCUCAACAUGAUCAACCAGGAUUUCGCCGAGUUUCCUGAGCACCGUGUUGGCUUCUUCAAGCUGCUGCGUGCCAUCAACCUGUACUGCUUCCCCGCGUUGCUCGAGCUGCCCCCACCCAAGUUCAAGUUAACCAUGGACAGCAUCAUCUGGGCCAUCAAGCAUACCAUGCGUGACAUUGCUGACACGGGUCUCAACAUCUGUCUCGAACUUCUCACCAACAUUUCUGGAUCGCCGCUCGAAGUGGCCAACGGCUUCUACCAGCAGUACCUGCUGAACAUUAUCCAGGACAUCUUUUUUGUGCUUACCGACUCGGACCACAAGAGCGGCUUCAAGACGCAGUGCAUUUUGCUGGCACGUAUCUUUGAGCUCAUCGAGACAGACCGGGUUACGGCACCGCUGUGGGAUCCAUCGACGCAGCCGGAUCCUAACAUGAACAACCGGCUCUUCAUCCGACAGUACACGACCAACCUGCUGCGCACUGCCUUCCCGCAUAUGCAGGCUGAGUACGUCGAGUCGUUUGUCAACGGUCUCUGUAUGCACUCGAGCGACCUGAUUGCGUACAAACUGCAUCUGCGUGACUUCCUGAUCACGUCGCGCGAAAUGUUUGGCGGUAACACAGGUGCCUCGGACAACGCGGACCUGUUUGCUGAGGACAGGGAGGCUGAGGCGCAGCGAAAAGCAGCCGCAGAGCGCGAGAAGGCGGCCACCGUACCGGGUAUGCUGAAGCCGUCGCAGAUCAAAGAAGAGGACGAGGAGUUGUGA
This is a messenger RNA of Mycosarcoma maydis (corn smut), 3240 nucleotides long. RefSeq names its product putative exportin CRM1. Gene Ontology annotation, molecular function: nuclear export signal receptor activity; small GTPase binding. Gene Ontology annotation, cellular component: cytoplasm; nucleus. Lineage: Eukaryota; Fungi; Basidiomycota; Ustilaginomycetes; Ustilaginales. The coding region runs from base 1 to 3240 and encodes 1079 amino acids. The transcript has a single exon. The record is from RefSeq and is a predicted model, not a curated record. Gene Ontology annotation, biological process: ribosomal large subunit export from nucleus; ribosomal small subunit export from nucleus; protein export from nucleus.